CGCUGCCAGCACGCCAAAAGAACAAGCCGCACUGCUGCGAGUCGAAACCUAGGGGAACAGACCUGACACCCCGUCCCUCGUCCCGGUCCCUUCAAUUGUUUUGUCACUCUUCCCAAGUUCCAACCCUUCUCAUCUCGUCCUCACAAGUCUUUGUCCGAUUGUCCUGACCCGACACUGACAUCACGUCAACUUCCGAGCACCGUCUCGCAGAUACCCCC
Molecule: messenger RNA, 218 nt
Organism: Colletotrichum acutatum
Lineage: Eukaryota; Fungi; Ascomycota; Sordariomycetes; Glomerellales; Glomerellaceae
Exons: 2
Source: RefSeq, a predicted model, not a curated record